GACCAGGCACAGCGGGCGCUGGGGCAUGCGAGUGCCGCGGGUGCCCUGGUCGCUGCUCUGGGCCUUGCUGCAGCUGAGCUGGAGGCCAGGAUGGCUCCUAGACCCCCAGGACAGGCCCUGGAACCUCCUCACCUUCUUCCCAGCUCAGUCCACGGUGCCUGAAGGGGCCAACGCCACCUUUACCUGCAGCUUCUCCAAUACAUCCGAACACUUCGUUCUGAAUUUGUAUCGUCUGAGCCCCAGCAACCAGAGGCACAAGCUGGCUGCCUUCCCCGAGGACCGCAGCCAGCCACCACAGGACGGCCGCUUCAGCAUCACCCGGCUGCCUAAUGGCAAUGGGUACCUCAUGAGUGUGGUUGGUGUCCGGCUCAACGACAGUGGGAUCUACCUGUGCGGGGCCAUAUCCCUGCACCCCCGGACACAGAUCAAGGAGAGCUCCCAGGCCGAGCUCAGAGUGACAGAGAGACCCCUGGAGCUAUCCACCGCACAGCCCAGCCCCUCUCCCAGGCCACCAGCUCAGCUCCAAGGCCUGGUCAUUGGUGUCCCCAGUAUCUUGGUGGGUGUUCUGCUGCUGCUGCUACUGGCCUGGGUCCUGGUGGCCACAUGCCCCAAAACAGCCCAAGGUACAGCUCGCCGAGAUGACCGGUGCUUCCUCUCCCUGCAGAAGGACAAGCCCCUGGCCCUGCCCAGCCCCACCAUGGACUAUGGGGAGCUGGACUUCCAGUGGCGGGAGAAGACGCCAGAACCCCCAGCUGCCUGCGUCCCUGAGCAGACUGAGUAUGCCACCAUUGUCUUCUCUGAUGGGCUGGGUGCCUCAGUCCCUGGACGCAGAGGCUCCGCUGACCAUCCACGGGACCCCCGGCCUCUGAGGCCCGAGGACGGACACUGUUCAUGGCCCCUUUGAUCAGCUGUCCUUAUCAUCAGCAUCCUAUGGAGCCUCCACCCAGUGCCCAGGCCAUGGGGCCUCCUGAGGGCUGUUGACACAGGGUGACCGCCCCAUGCUGGUGCCUGACCACCUGAAUGUGGCCCUCACAGGACUUACUUCCCAAGGCUCAGGGACUACUUGGACCUCCAUGGGUGGGACCACUCAAGCCUAGCUCUCCUAGCCCACUGCUGCUGAGCUUGGCACAACCCCAUUUGCCUACUGCCCAGAGUGGGGGUGGCCUCUGCCUUAUGCAGCCCCAUGAUGGGCAUGCUGGGCUAGGACAUCGGGGGACACAGCCUUACCCCCACAGGAGCCUCCAACCGGGUCCUUUGUCAACAGGAGACUGAAGGGCCUCUCGGAGUCUGUGGCCAGCAGCCCUCCACCAGGCCCCCUGGGCUGUGCCAGGGGAGGGCAGGGGAGGGUCACAGGCCCCUGUGGUGGAGCUCCUGCUGGGAGGCAAGGGUUCAGGGUCUGCAGGCAGAACCCAAUGGGACUGGCUGUCAUAGCCCAGGCUGGCCACCAAGGGGCUGCGGGAGGUGAGACCUGGAACCAGAACCGCUGCCUCUGGUCAUUAAAUGUUGAGUGAACUCA
Ochotona curzoniae (black-lipped pika) is the source of this 1516-nucleotide messenger RNA. It is a transcript of the gene PDCD1, whose product is annotated as programmed cell death 1. Bases 26 to 904 code for a protein of 292 amino acids. The transcript is spliced from 4 exons. The record is from RefSeq and is a predicted model, not a curated record. Lineage: Eukaryota; Metazoa; Chordata; Mammalia; Lagomorpha; Ochotonidae. Gene Ontology annotation, biological process: positive regulation of T cell apoptotic process; negative regulation of immune response. Gene Ontology annotation, cellular component: membrane; external side of plasma membrane.